AUGCCAGGCAAAAGUGAGUGGGCGCCGGCUUCCGCUUCCUCCCCGGCCGCCACUCCCGGCAUGCCCCGCGCCGUGGGAGGAGGAAGUCCGGGCGCUUCCGGCGCUCCGCGCGCGCUCUCCCCAAGCUGGGUCCCCCGGCAUGCCUUGCGGCCAGAGGCGGACCUAAGCGGAGAGGGGGACGGCGCAGGAAACUACAACUCCCGGCAUGCCGCGGGAAUGGGGGGGGGGAAACUGCGGCUAGCCGUUCUGAUAGCGGCGGAGGACGCCGGAAGAGCCCGAACAAACUGCACGGGGCGCAGUUUUAAAAUUGCAAUUAGCAGGCGGCUGAUUGCAAUUUUGCUUUUCCGCAUUCUGGUGUCGGCUGGAAUGCUGGCUGCUUGCCGUGGUCCGUGCCUCAUCUCAUCCCGGGCGAGGCAUCUCCAAAGUGCGGCUUCGCCAGGACGGUGGGAACAGGCCUUUAGAAGGCGUCCGGCGCUGCAGCUGUGUGGCUGGCCAAGUCCCGCAGUCCGAGUCGUCCUGCCCAGGUGGCUGGGCGUUUUGGCUCCUUCUCAACAGGCCCGGGAGCAAAACGUCCCUGAGCGCGCCAGAGACUUCAAACUGAUUUACCGGUUCCCUGGGAUCAAGUACUGCCGAGCCCUGUCGAGGAUGAAACUGCUGCAGACGGCCUUCACGGGGCUCAUUCUCCCACCGGCCUGGUUCCUCUGCUGGCAAAACCAAAUGAGCCAAGCCCAGUGCCUUUACAGCACGGGGAUCGCUUGCUUUGCCGGCGUCAUGCUGUACGCCAUGAGCUACUACUUCCGGCGCAUCAUCGGCAUGAUGUACCUGAACGAAGACGGCACAAUGCUUCGAGUGGCGCAUCUGACAUUUUGGGGGAGGAGGAACGACAUCUACUGCCCGGUCGAGACCGUGAUGACCUUGACCGACGUCGGCGACGACCAGAACGAACUUCUGCUCCGGUUCAAGCAGUACGGCGAGGACCGGUUUUUGUACUUCACUCUCCGCUUUGGGCAAGUUGUGGACAAAGAAGGGUUCACGAAGGUGUUUGGCAAAAUUUAG
Euleptes europaea (tarantolino) is the source of this 1056-nucleotide messenger RNA. It is a transcript of the gene TMEM186, whose product is annotated as transmembrane protein 186. The record is from RefSeq and is a predicted model, not a curated record. The transcript has 2 exons. NCBI's taxonomy places the organism in Eukaryota, Metazoa, Chordata, Lepidosauria, Squamata, Sphaerodactylidae. Gene Ontology annotation, cellular component: mitochondrion. The coding region runs from base 1 to 1056 and encodes 351 amino acids.